AUGGCAUCGCCGCACCUCGAUAUCGCAAAGGUGUCCUUCGCGGCCCUCCUGCUUCGCCCAGACCCGACCGCGCAGUCUCGCGCAGAGAUUGACGACUUCUUGCGAAUUCUAGACACGACGAUAUCGCGAUGCUCUCCCGCAAACGUCCAGCAAUGCAAGCAAUGGAUAGUCGCCAACAUUGCCCAUUCUCCUGCCAGGACAGCCGCCCUCCUCAAGUACUUGACAGCUCUCGCGAGAUCGCUGACGCGACCACUGCUCGAGAGCCGACAAGCCCGUGAGCCCAGCUCGCGCCGCAGGCGACUUCACAUCCUAUACGUGCUCAAUGACGCGCUGUACCAUACCCGGGCCCGUACGCGGGAUGAGACAUUCUCGAAGCAUAUCGAAGCAGGCUUGCCCGAGCUUCUAAGACUCGCCGCUUCUUACACGCAUUGUGCCCGGCAUAUGAAUAAGAUCUGCGACCUGCUGAAGAUCUGGAAGGAGGAAGGAUAUGUCACCGCAGCAUCAUAUGACAGACUCAUGAGCACAGUUCGCGACGCACCCAAUAAUGCCGUCGACGAAAGUGCAUCAGCAGGCAAAACUCAGGGUUCUGGCGCACCAGCACCCAAGGCUGCGAAGAAUGCGCCAUUCCUCAUGCCAGCUAUUCACGGUGACGCCACUGCAGCCUGGUACGAUCUGCCAGCUGCGAGUUGGCUGCCGGUAAUGGAGCCCAACUCGACAAGGCCGAUGAAUCCGGAGAUGAUCAAGCCGCUGCAGUUCAAGCCAGGUCCGGCGGAGGCACACCUUGUUGAUGCCGUGAAGACUCUGCUCGCGGACGCCGAUCGUCUGUUUGCAAAGGAGCACGCCAUUGGUGAAGACGAUGAUGUUCAAAUAGAUCAACUGGGCCAGCCUAUCGUGCGCGAUGAAAUCACGGGAGAAAUUAUCGGUGGCCAAACAUAUUACGGGUGGUCGAGAGGUUUCUGCGAGAAAAUGAAGCAGCGUCGGGCGAAGAACGACAAACCGCAAAAUGUCGCAGUCGGAGCCGUAGGCGAGGACGCUCAUAUGCAAGCUCAAGAUCACGCUCGCGCUCGCGGAGCCGAGCUAGUCCCAGACGACAGUCUCGGUCUCGCAACCGAAGUCGCAGCUUCCUUCCAACCCCCGAUACCUCCGCCGCCGUUCCCGGUAGGGGCGGAAUUCAACAACGGCUUCCCAGCCUUCCCCCCAAGGCCACCAAACUUCCAAGGACAAUGGCCCCCCCCUAUUCCGCCACCACCCAUACCCCCUCAAGGCGUCGGCGCAGGAUUUCCCCAAGCAGGCUGGGUGCCCAGUAUGCCAGGCAUGAUGCCAGCAUGGAAUGGCGCUAUCCCUCCACCUCCACCUCCUCCACCCCUGCCGCAGCAUUCGCUUCCGCAGGGGCCAUCCCACGACCAGUUUGCCAAUCAGCAUUACGGGGCUAGAGUAGAUCAGUACAGAGGAGGCGGGCAGGGUGGUCAUCAUGGACAAAAUCACCAAGGAGGUUGGGGCAGAGGUCGUGGCUGGUGA
Microdochium trichocladiopsis is the source of this 1518-nucleotide messenger RNA. RefSeq lists its product as uncharacterized. The transcript has 4 exons. Gene Ontology annotation, cellular component: perinuclear region of cytoplasm. Gene Ontology annotation, biological process: intracellular calcium ion homeostasis. NCBI's taxonomy places the organism in Eukaryota, Fungi, Ascomycota, Sordariomycetes, Xylariales, Microdochiaceae. The record is from RefSeq and is a predicted model, not a curated record. Bases 1 to 1518 code for a protein of 505 amino acids.